UUUUAAGAUGGUACAACAGGCGACACGCUGCCUGCGGUUCGUGGACGUCUCUGCGUGGGAUUCGACCUCCGAAGAAUGGCGUCGGCUGCUGCUGCAGCUCCCGGAUCACGAGCAGAAGCAGGUGAUGCGCUUCAUGUUCGCGAAAGACCAGAAGUUGGCGCUCGCUAGCCGCUUGCUGCAGCGACAGCUCAUCCACGAACUGUUCGGAGUGAAAUACGAUACAAUUGCCAUUGCACGCACGCCCGAGAAUAAACCGUAUUGGAAUCGACUGGGAAACCUUGCUCCCAUAUCGUGGAACUACAAUGUCUCGCAUCACGGCACCGUCGUGGCAAUUGCCAGUGAUUCUCGUGCUCUAGUAGGUGUAGACGUCGUCCGACUAACAGAUCGGCCCCAUCGCAAGACGUCAAUCGGGGAAUUCUUCCGAGCUUUUGCAGAUCACUUCAACCCAGGAGAGUGGGAAUAUAUCCGCGGAGCAACAGACGAAGACGGUCGAUACACCCGAUUCUACAGACUAUGGUCACUCAAGGAAGCGUACAUUAAAGCUGUGGGAAUUGGACUGGGGUUCUCGCUACUACGAGCCGAGUUCGUUUGCGUGAAUUUAACUGGAGAUAACCAUUGGGAGCUACGUUUGGAUGGAACGCUGUCGAGUGACUGGCAUUUCACGUCCACGCAGAUUGAUGCUGCGCAUUUGGUUAGCGUUGCGUAUGGACCGUUCUCGGCGAUGUGGAAGCCCGAGACAAGUUCUCUAUUUCACGGUGAUAUUUCUCAGUACGGGAGUGAUACUACUAGCACUGAGGAGAUUGCAACAUGGCAAGAAUGGAGACUGCAGGAUUUGCUGCGGUAAACACAGAGUACCGCUCUUGGCAACCCAGUUACAAGUGUGCUGUAUGAAAGUUAAAGCUCCAUCAGGUUGCCACUGCAUUGGCGGCAACGCGACAUUGAAUUCAAUGCAUCAUCGUUCUCCUCAUAACGAACGCUGCAUGGCCAAAGUUCUGCUUUAUGGAGUCGGGAACAGCAUUUUGCGCACCGUGGGCUUGAGGUCGUAGUAGAUUUGGUCCAGACGGGUGUCCAGGGUGUUGUCACACACGAUCUUGCCCUGUUUGGCGUACAACACGACGCCACCAGCCUUGGAGUCCGGCAGCAUGCCAUCCGCUGCCUUGUUGAGCGUCACCUUGACUUUGCUAACGUCCAGGUUGGCCUCCUUCUUCAUAGUGGCAAUGUACUUGUCCGUGGCCUCCUUGAGCACCAUCUCGGCCAGACGCACGUCCUUUGCACGCACAGCGACCACUACGUCGGUCUCGAACAGCUUGAUCAGACCCUGCACGAUGAGGUCACGCAGCAGCGCCUUGUUCUUCUCGUCGGCGGUCGUGUAGUUCCUCAACUGGGCCUGACCCUCCACAAUGAGCGUCUUCAGGAGCUCGUCACGCGCAAUCAUCUUCUGUCGUCGUGAGGCACCGAUCUCAGCCGAGCGAGCACUAGUAAAACAGCAAGCACAAGUCAGUAAUCGCUAUCGGAUGGCAAAAAAAAAAAAAAAGCUCAGCUCCCU
Molecule: messenger RNA, 1546 nt
Organism: Phytophthora nicotianae INRA-310
Lineage: Eukaryota; Oomycota; Peronosporomycetes; Peronosporales; Peronosporaceae
Exons: 2
Coding region: 8-844 (278 amino acids)
Cellular component (GO): cytosol
Molecular function (GO): holo-[acyl-carrier-protein] synthase activity; magnesium ion binding
Source: RefSeq, a predicted model, not a curated record